Molecule: messenger RNA, 1582 nt
Organism: Vitis vinifera (wine grape)
Lineage: Eukaryota; Viridiplantae; Streptophyta; Magnoliopsida; Vitales; Vitaceae
Product: disease resistance protein RUN1-like
Exons: 3
Molecular function (GO): protein binding
Source: RefSeq, a predicted model, not a curated record
UUAAGGAGCUUUCCAGAAAUCCUUGAGGAUGUGGAAAAUUUAAGAAAGCUUCAUUUAGAUGGAACUGCUAUAGAAGAACUACCAGCGUCAAUUCAAUAUUUAAGAGGGCUUCAAUGUUUGAAUCUUGCAGAUUGCACCAACCUUGUGAGUCUUCCAGAGACCAUUUGUAAUUUGAGUUCUCUCAAAAUUCUAGAUGUCAGUUUCUGUACAAAACUUGAGGAAUUUCCCGAGAACGUGAGGAGUUUGCAAUGUUUAGAGUGUUUGCACGCUUCAGGUCUAAAUCUAAGCAUGGACUGUUUUAGUAGCAUACUUGCAGGCAUCAUUCAACUUUCCAAACUGAGAGUCCUUGACUUGAGUCACUGCCAGAGGCUUCUACAAGUUCCAGAGCUUCUGCCAAGUUUACGAGUUCUAGAAGUCCACAGUUGCACAUGCUUAGAAACUUUAUCAAGUCCAUCAAGUCUACUUGGUUUUUCUCUGUUCAAAUGCUUUAAAUCAACAAUUGAGGAAUUUGAAUGCGGCUUCUAUUGGAUUAAGGCAAUCAGAGUUGUAAUUUCGGGAAAUAAUGGAAUUCCAGAGUGGACAAGCCAGCAAAAAAAAGGGUCUCAAAUAACAAUAGAGCUUCCUAUGGAUUGGUACAGAAAUAAUGACUUCUUAGGAUUUGCUUUCUACUCUGUUUUUACUCCUAUUGCUUGUGAUGGGUUGAAUUGCGAACUCAAUAUCUGUGGUGAUCAAUCUGAAUGCUGUGACGUGGAUGAUGUCCUGUUUUAUAGCUGCCGAAUUUGUGGUGAAUCAAGUCAAAUGUGUGUGACUUGUUAUCCCAAGGUUGCUAUUAACAACCAGUAUUGGUCAAACGAAUGGAGACGUUUGAAGGCUUCAUUUCGUAGCUUUGACGGUACACCAGUCGAAGUGAAAGAGUGGGGGUUCCAUCUUAUAUAUACAGGUGAUGUUAUCAACAGAAACAUCCCAGAAGAUACCAGUACUGAUGCUCAGAGAAGCUGUGACAACCCAGAAGCGACCAAGCGCGACCAUCAGACAAUGAUAGAGUACAAUGAUGAGCAGAGAAGUUGUGAUACCAGAUCAGCAGCAGAAGAUGCUAAUUCUAAUGCACAAACAAGCUAUGACUGUACACAGUGCACUGAGCAUAGCGAUUCUCCAAUGGACACAGAAUAUUGACAGUAAUGUUGUUGAUGCCCAAGAUGAUGAAGAGGACCAUAUGCACAACCGGUUGGAGCUUUUUUGCAAAUUUGUUGAAUGGAUAUGCUGGAGAAGAUACUAAACAUUUAUCUCAAGUUUUUUCUAAACCAAUUACAGCUUAGCCUUAGACUUGAUCAAGCUUUGGUAGGGUAUGAUACAUUGCUGAAUGGAUGACAUUAAGAGCCCAACCUCUAUCAGGUCAGCCAUGAAAGUCCUUAUUAAUCAAGGCAAGUCAAACAUUUCAUUUCAAUUAAUUAUUCUGAUUAAAGCGGUGCCUCACACUUUAUUUUAUUUUGUACUAUACAUAUUUGUUGGUGUAAAAAAGAGAUAGAUUCUCGAAGCAAGAAUAAGAAAUCAAAUUAUGUAGGAAACUACAUUAUAAAUUCAA